This is a messenger RNA of Cynoglossus semilaevis (tongue sole), 2352 nucleotides long. RefSeq names its product GP1 homolog, RAB6A GEF complex partner 1 (gene rgp1). The transcript is spliced from 9 exons. Bases 989 to 2149 code for a protein of 386 amino acids. The record is from RefSeq and is a predicted model, not a curated record. NCBI's taxonomy places the organism in Eukaryota, Metazoa, Chordata, Actinopteri, Pleuronectiformes, Cynoglossidae.
UUUUUGGCCAAAAGGUUUUCGUUUUCCUAAAGGGUUCCUAAAGUGUUUGUUUAGGUAGAACUAAUAAACAUCAAGUCUCCACGUAACCCUGGAUCACUUAGUUUGAUGUGUUCUGAGAGACUACUGAGUAGCUUUGUUUAGCUGUCAUUGGUGGUGGUAAUAUUGGGGCUUGAUAUGAAACAGCGAAGCGACCCAAACAUGGCACAUUUUUAGUAGUAAACAUUAGAAACAUUUGAUCAAAUAGGAUGUAAAAAAAAUCAUCAUCAACACAAGUGACAUCAAAUGCAAUGCAAUGCAAAAAAAAAAGUACAAUACACACACAAUUGUACAAAGCAUUAAACAAAUAACUACCCGAUGAAAAUGUAAAUGAAAGGUUAACCAGGAAGACGGCGUACUCUGAGCCUGUACCAUUUGGGUUGGAAAAGCAGGGGUGUCUAUCUUUAAUUCUUUAAAAUGCUCUAUCUAAUAGGCCUUCAAGAUUUUUGUCAAAAAUAUCGGCAAAAAGAAAAAGUAAAAAAGGGCUAGUUAUCCAAAAAGGGCACAUUUUUGCCGAAUAUAAAUAAACAUAUGCAAACGUUUUAACCUGAAGAUGCCGACUGUGCUCCGUGAGCUGGCCGACAAAAUACUUUUCCUGCGUUUUUUGUUUCGUAUUAUUCGUGCAAUUUUUACGAUUGACCAAAGUGUAAAUAUAGAUUGCAAUUGAGAUAAGUUUGUAAUUGACAAUUAUUUUAGAAGUCUUUAUUUUUUAUUUGUCCCACUAUGUUUUCCCUUGAUUUGUGAUUUGUCGAACCUCAGAGAACCUAGCUUAUCUAGUGGGAUUGUUUACUGUAGCUGGAAUGGUACGGCUAACGAUAUAAAGUAUGUCCAACUCUUGAAAUAGUGGCUAAACAAAUUGAUUGUUUGACUUAAACGUUCAAUUUUAUGUGUACUCUGGGAUAAAACAACAAAUUAUUUCGCUGGUGAUAAAGUAUAAAACUACGCGUGACAGAUGAUCGAGGUGGUGGCUUCCAUGGCCCGAGGUCCAGUGUUUCUGGCCGGGGAGCUCAUGGAGUGUCUGAUCACAUUUACCAACCCGAUGUCCCAUCUGUCUACGUCUGCGACCAGUGAGAUGCUGGCGUGGGCCAGCGCUCAGAUCCACUGCCAGUUUCAUGCUAGUGAGAGCAGGGUGGCUCUGCCAGUACAGGGCAUCAAACAGGACGUCCAGGCAGAAAGUGACACUGUGCUUAUUCCCAGCAGAGGAGAGCGAGGGCAGUGUGUGCUGGACACCCCUCCAAAGAUACUGUUCUGUGACCUAUGUCUGGACCCAGGGGAGAGCAAAACGUAUUCUUACAAUGAAAUGGUUCCUGCAGAUGGUCCUCCCAGUUUCCGCGGUCAGUCGGUGAAAUACGUCUACAAACUGACCAUUGGCUGCCAGAGAGUCAAUUCUCCAAUCAAACUACUGAGAGUUCCCUUCAGAGUGCUGGUCUUGCAGGGGAUGCCAGAGCCGCUGUUUCCUCAGGACGAGGAGGUUUCACCAUUAAACCCUUUCCUGGAGGAGGACGAAGCGAGUCGUAGGGAUGCUCGGCCUCUGGAAAGAGCGUUGGACAUGUUGAUGGUCACCACCUCCAGACGCUACCCACACAUGUUCAACAUCACUAACAUCAGAGGGAAAGUUGCAAAGUUCUGUAUCUUUAAGACGGUUUACAGACUGGGUGAGGAGGUCAUCGGAACAUUUAACUUCUCAGAGGGAGACAUUCCCUGUUUACAGUAUUCAGUGAGCCUCCAGAGUGAGGAGGAGAUCCAGACACAGUACCAGCGGCGACCUGGUCAGGCGGUCAGCGUGACGGGACAUGGGCGCCACCUGGAGUCCUGCCUCCACACUGCCUCCAGCCACUUCUCCCUCCCUGUUCCACUCAACGUCACACCAGGAUUCAGUACUGACAUCGUUUCUCUUCGUUGGCGCCUGCACUUUGAGUUUGUUACUGCCAGAGAGCCAAUGGAACCCCCCACUGUCCUUCCUAACCAAUCAGAGGUCACAGUCUGGACCGGGGCGGAGCAGGUGGACGUGGACACCUUCAGCUGGGACCUGCCCAUCAAAGUCCUGCCCACCAACCCAGCCCUGGCCUCCUACGUGUCCCAGUUCACAGGAACAAACAGCAUCAACAUUUAACCCCAGGGAAUGAUGGGAAAGUUUUCCCUUUGAAUGAGGAGUUAACAGAAAUAUGGACAAAAAAAUCUUGUUCUAAUAUAAAACUCUAAACGCACAAGGUCGACAUCAGAAUGAAAAUAAUUCUCACCUCAAUCUGUUGAGAAUAAUGUUCAGUAAUUCAAGUCUGCUUUAAUCUCUAAAUAUACUAAAACAUGAGCAUAAUC